This is a messenger RNA of Parus major (Great Tit), 6178 nucleotides long. RefSeq names its product UBX domain protein 7 (gene UBXN7). Gene Ontology annotation, biological process: proteasome-mediated ubiquitin-dependent protein catabolic process. The coding region runs from base 27 to 1496 and encodes 489 amino acids. NCBI's taxonomy places the organism in Eukaryota, Metazoa, Chordata, Aves, Passeriformes, Paridae. Gene Ontology annotation, cellular component: nucleus. The record is from RefSeq and is a predicted model, not a curated record. The transcript has 11 exons. Gene Ontology annotation, molecular function: ubiquitin binding.
GUGUGUUGUGCUGCGGCGGCGGCAAGAUGGCGGCGCCCGGGGGUUCGGCGGGCGCCGCGGCGCUGAGGGCGCUGGUCCAGCAGUUCACCGCCAUCACCGGUGCCAGUGAAAGCGUGGGGAAGCAUAUGCUUGAAGCAUGCAACAACAACCUGGAGAUGGCUGUCACCAUGUUCCUGGAUGGAGGAGGGAUAGCAGAGGAGCCCAGCACCAGCUCCGCGGCAGUGUCUGCUGUCCGCCCGCACCCCGAGGAUGAAGUACGAGCUCCAAUUCCUCAAAAGCAGGAAAUCUUAGUAGAGCCUGAGCCCUUGUUUGGAGCUCCUAAAAGACGCAGACCUGCUCGCUCAAUAUUCGAUGGCUUUCGGGAUUUUCAGACAGAAACCAUCCGGCAGGAGCAGGAGCUCCGGAAUGGAGGGGCAGUGGACAAGAAGCUGACGACACUGGCAGACCUCUUCAGACCUCCCAUUGACCUGAUGCACAAAGGCAGCUUUGAAACGGCCAAGGAGUGUGGUCAGAUGCAGAACAAGUGGCUCAUGAUAAACAUUCAAAAUGUGCAAGAUUUUGCCUGCCAGUGCCUCAACCGUGACGUCUGGAGCAACGAGGCUGUGAAGAACAUCAUCCGGGACCACUUCAUUUUUUGGCAGGUGUACCAUGACAGCGAGGAAGGGCAGCGGUACAUACAGUUCUACAAAUUAGCAGACUUCCCUUAUGUCUCCAUCCUGGAUCCCAGGACAGGCCAGAAGCUUGUGGAGUGGCACCAGUUAGAUGUGACUUCUUUCUUGGACCAAGUGACCGGGUUCCUGAGCGAGCACGGCCAGCUGGAUGGCCACUCCAGCAGCCCUCCCCAGAAAUGCUCCCGCUCAGAGAGUCUCAUUGAUGCCAGUGAGGACAGCCAGCUGGAAGCUGCCAUCAGAGCCUCGCUGCAGGAGACACAUUUUGAUUCCUCACAGGCCAAGCAGGAGAGCCGGUCGGAUGAGGAGUCAGAGUCAGAGCUUUUUUCUGGAAGCGAAGAGUUUAUUUCUGUUUGUGGAUCCGAGGAGGAGGAGGAGUCGGAGAUUCCAGCCAAGCUGAGGAAGUCUCCACACAAGGACUUGGGGUAUAAAAAAGAGGAGAGUCGGAGGCCUCAGCCUGAGCCCUCUGCAAGGACUGAGCCUGGGACAACAUCAAACCACAGAGUCCUGCCCUGCAUCAAUGCGGGAGCGCUGGAGGAGUCACCUGACAAGUCUGAAAGUACGUUCCGGGGCCUGGACGUGAAUGGACCAAAGGCACAGCUGAUGCUGAGGUAUCCAGAUGGAAAGAGGGAACAAGUCUCACUGCCUGAACAAGCUAAACUUCUGGCUCUUGUGAAACACGUCCAGUCCAAAGGAUACCCCAAUGAACGUUUUGAACUGCUCACCAACUUCCCUCGGAGGAAACUCUCCCACCUGGACUAUGAGAUCACGUUACAGGAGGCAGGCCUGUGUCCUCAAGAGACUGUCUUUGUGCAGGAAAGGAAUUAGCACUGUGGCCUGAGUUCUCCCAGCCUUCCUCCCUCUCCUCUUUGCCUGGGACAAGAGUCGUUAAAUAUGCAGUUAAGGGUCGUGGGAUUGCAGUGCUGGAAUCAGGCAGCUGGCUGGCCCUUCCUUCUCCUUCCUCCUCUCUCUCCCUCCCUUCUCACACUCUAGUGACCAAAUGAGAGUGCUCAGAGUUUUAUUUUCUUCCUCAGCUGCAGAGAGCAUUGGGAAGAAUACCUUUCCUGUGCUUUCCUGGAAUAAAGUAAAACAGUUAUGUGUGUAUCCAGCAUGCUGGAGCUUGGAGUGGCCAUAAUACACAAACCUUUCUCGCUGCUAUUCUUAAAUCUGGUUUGUUUAAUUUAUUUUUGAAAAGAUUGUGUGAUAAGGCACAGAAGCAUCUCUGUAAGGACAGACAUAAUCUUCAGGACAGUCUUUGCUUUGUUUGGGUUCCCCUACAGAAAAGGUCUCCAUUAACCUUCCAGCCUUUUCUUAUGCAACACUCUGGUUUUGGAAAGGAGUUGGGUUGAGCUGUGGUAAAAUACUCUGGCCCACCUAAUUCAAAGGCUUCUAGUUGGCCUGCAUGUUUUCCUCCUGCUUUAAAUUGCCAGUGGACAUAGUAAAAAAACCAACCACCCCCCCAGAAAUCCAGCUGUGCUCCGUAUGGGAUUGACUGCUUGGCCCAGAGGGAAAGCUGUGAGUCCAAUGCUGGAGCAGACCCAGCUCCUUUGUGGGAGUGGGUGGGUUAUCCAUGUUCUCUUCCCAGCAUCCUCAAAGUGUCUCCUUACUUGCUCUCAGGAUUUUGCAAAUGACAAAGGUACUGUAAAGGCUUUGGAUUCUCUGAGAACACCUCCCACAGAGACUUGACUGUCAGUUGGCUUUUUUCCUUGUCACAGUUGGUGGUUAUGGGGGUUCUACAGCACUGACAACAUUAAGCAUCAAUUGAUGCUUCAUAAAACACUUCCCAGCCUGAUGGCUUGAAUUCCCUGGGAUGACUUUUAUUCUAUUUCCAUGCUGAUCUACUGUAACUUACCUCUAAAUUUGGAGGGCUGCAUGGAAAACUGCUCCUUGGUGCAGGCUUUCCUUUCAGCUGUGGAAGCUGGCACCACAAGUCAGUGCCCUGAUUUUCCUCCAGUGUCUUCUCUAGACAUGGAGCUGUUGGUCAGUUGGUGUUUCAGCAGAUGUUCCAGUGGGACAGGAAUUAACUGGCACAGCCCUCAGCACAGUGUGGUGGAUUUGUGAUUUGUGUAUUUACAACUAAAAACUCAGUUUAACACGGUUUUCAAUUGCUGAGGAGAAAGGCACAUGGGACCUGGCAUAACUGCUGACUUUUUCUGCCACUCUCAGAUGAUUGUCCUUGUUAAAGACUUUAGUAGUCAGAAAUUUGCAUAUUCCAAUUUUUCAAGAUAUUUUGCCUUUGAUUUCAUACUAGCAUCUGUAUUUUGGGACCUUUAAAUGCAAGAGAUGACAGAAAAUGUCUGGUGUCCCCCAUGAACCCAUGAAAACUUCAGCUCACAGCUGUCUCCUGCUCCUAAUUGAGGUUUGACGUGUAAUCAUGCAAUUGUAUAAAUUGAUUUCCCUUUCUGCUGCAGGAUGUAGUGUCAGGAAAGCAGAGUCUCAUCUCAGUUUUCUGAUCAGUGGUUGAUGUGACACCAGAUGUCAUCUUUGGUUUGUAAAGAGCCCCAGGUGUGGAGGCUGCUCCCAGCAUGGGGAAGUGAGGGAGGUCUUGUGUUUGGCCUGUGAACAGCAGUGGCACCUCUAGACUGAAGGAUCCUUUAGUUCCUGGAUAUCCAGAUCCUGACUUGCAUUUCCAUGUAGAACUAAAGCUUCAUGAAGCAGCUCCAGCUGUCUAGUUGGAAUAACAAGUCCCAGGUGUGGUUUAUUGGUGCCUUCCUUCCCCUGCCCCUCCAAGGCCUGCUCUUGUGUAUGGGGCUGGGCUGUGUAAGGAGACCCAGGAUUGUUCAGACAGGGGAAAGGAGAUAGGGAAGUUGAAGAUCUACACUGAAAAUGGCAUUUUCUUGUGGUUUCUAGGAGUUUGUUCUGUUCCAGGAAACUGAUCCUGGGUUGGGUUUUUCUGUUUCUGUGUCACAGUGUGUUUUUUUCCUAUUACCUUUCUUUUGCUUUGCUUUAAGAGCAAGGAACAGAAAAAAAUUUAAUGAAUAGGUAUCCCUGCAGUUGGCUCUUGUCUUUGUUCAUUCCCCCGUCUCUCCUUCCCAACCUAAACCCAGUGGCAUAGAUCAGCUGUGCUGUGGGGGCUGAAAUCUGAUGAGGAGCUGCACCAACCAGGAUACAACCUCUUCAGUUCUUCAUCCCUUUGGAGAAAUGUUCUGCUGGCCUGAGGAAUGUGGUUGAGAACAUAAAUCACAUCCUGCCUGGGACAGCUCGUGGCAGUGAAGGUGCUGGGUUGGGUAAUGUUUAAAGAGUCUUUAAAGAGUCACUUCUAGAUGUAAAAUCUGAAGCUCAAAUUGCUGGAAAAAAUGUGUUAAAUUUGAUUGGGAAAUACAGUGUUGAGCUGUGAAGGACAAAGGAAACCAGUCCUUCAAAAGCUGUGGUUUGUAGCUUCCUGUGGGUGUCAUUUGGUCAGGAUUUGCUUGUGGUGCUGCAAGAGCUGGUGGGGUUGGAGGAGAAGCAGUGCAUGUAGGCAGUGGAGGUUUUUCUGACUGGAGAGCUGGUCAGGGCUGCCAUGGUUGAAGCUGGAGCUCCUUGCUGCUGGUGGAGAUGUUCCCUUUGCCUGUCCUCUAUCUAACACAGCUUUGUUUUGGGAUGUAAUGUCCAGUGGUCCCAGUCUCAACCAGGAUCCUGAAACAGAAGGUGAAACAAGCUCUGGCUUUCCAUGCCAGGUGCAGCUGACACGUUUACUUCCCACUUCAGAGGCCCACAGAAGGAUUUUGGAUCUUUCUGAUGCUACAUGCUUUGAAGUCAAGCUAAUUGACCAGCCUCAACCUCACAGCAUUCUACAGGCAAGUAGAAGCUGGGCCAAACAUUUCUGGCCAUACUUGUGUGAUUUCCUUCAGCCUUUGAACUAAGGCUAUGAUUUCUGACGUUCAUGGACUGCAGUGAACUGGUAAAUCAGUUCAGUUAACACCACUGAUCUUAGAAGAGUGUCCAGGAUCUGCAGGUAGCCUUGUAAAAUACAGUUGUCUGUAAAAGGCAGCCAGAUGUACCAUUAUUCCUAAGUAGAUCUAAACAGAAAUUUUCCAUCAGCUCUUCCCAGAGCUCUCUGACCUUCUCCUCACUGUUAGGGGGAAGUGACACCUCUCCUUUGUCCAGAUUGUGUUUCACAGGGUCCACAUCCUUCAGAGCUGAUUUGUACACUCAGCUUGCCCUGGCACUGGUGCUGUGGUUUGUACCUUUGCAGAAAAUGGGUUUGGUUCAGGUUUUAGAAACUCAACCUCUCUGCUGAAAUUUCUCAAAUUCCUGUUCCUGUCAGAGCACUCAGCCUCUUCACUGGGACUUGAGCUACAAGGGCUAAAUUAGAACCAGUUUUCUUUUGGGGGUGGGGUGGCAUUUGUCAGGUAGCAAACACUGCAGAGAUGCUUGAAAUGUGAUGGAUUUUUGGUAAACUAUAUAAAAAUUCAAUGCUAACAUAGGGACCUGUGUAGGAAUGUCCGUCUGAGUGGCAAGAUCUGUGUCAUUUCAGGGCCUUAUUCAUUUUUAUUCCUUUUCAUUUGUAUUAAAUGUCACUGCUUCCUUCUGGUUUAAUCCCUGUUUAGUGAAGUUGAUAAAAGUCUGGUGUUCCAAGAGGAGGAGGGAUGGCAGAGAUGUGCUUUAGGUGGGUGAAGUGCACAGUCGCUGUCCUUAAGGACUGGCUGUGCAUUGUCUGGCUGUUCCCAUAGGCUCAGAUCCAGCCUCUGCUCUAUCUCACCUUUUCUAUUUAUUCAUUUUCACAAGUGAUUUUCUAUAAAGGGAGCAGCUCCUGUUUCAAAGACAACAAAAACUGAUGCUGAGCCCUGUGCUGGCUGUGUUGUUGAAGUACCCACAGGCCUUUGUGGAUUUGGAGCUGGGGAGGUUAAUGGAUGCCUUUUCUGUGAUAACUUUUAUUUCUGUCUCCUCUUGUUGGUGGGUUGCUUGGUGUCUGUGCACUCCCAACAAACAGAGCCAUAUGUAUUUACACACACAGGGGUUUAGUCAGAGACUGCUGCACCUGACAGCAGUGCCUCAACCUGCCUCGAGUUAUCCACUGUGUUCCAUGGGCACCUCGUGAGUGAGGACAGAAAUUGGGGAUUUGGUCACUGUCUGAUCGCUGGGAGUGUCUGCAGUGCAGAGAAAAGUCACUUUGUAACUGCUUAUGAAAUGGUGCCCAGAUUGAAGGUGUAGAACUGAAACUGUGGAGCAGGGGAUGAGGUACUAUUUUAUAGACCAGAUUUAUAUGAAGAACAUCUGGGUAAAACUCAGCUCAGAGACAGCAGGACUUUAGGACAGAUGACUUUUUAAGAAUGAGGCUGUUUCCUGGAACUGGAGAACAUCCAGUCAGGGACAGCUUUUCACAAUGGUCACUUUCUUCAAUAAUGGCAACUUCACAUGGGAGGAGGGAGAGGAUUAAUUUGGAAGUUUUCAGCUCACUGUGCUGGGAAGGACCAAACUCAAGGAAACCUCUGAUCUAUAUACACAACUGCUGCAUUUUUUAUAAAUAUAUGUAAAUGUCCUAUUGUAAUAUUUGAUCCUGGAAAUAAAACAAACUGUUUUCAGUA